AUGAAAAUGAUUGAAAACAAUUAGAUAAUUAUUUGUUAAAGACGACACUUGAAAACAAUAAUAUUGCUCUCUGGUGAUGAUUAGUAAAUUGCAAUUUUAGUUGAUCAUUUCUAGCUGUGAAAGCUUCAAUUUAAUCGAAAUCUAAAUUGCUUCAACUUUGAUCACAAUUAAGUUAUUGGACUAAUUGCCAUUGUUCCCAUCAAUUUCAAUCUAAUCAUCUGAAUAUGGAAAGCCAUUUUUAUGUUGCUUCAAUCCUGAUUUUAGUAACUUGUUUCCAUGAAAAUGCUGGACAAUUUUCAUGGUUAAAUUUACAAGGUUCAUCUUCGCCUGCUUCAUCUGAAAGUAACAUUAUGACUCGCUUAAACGGAUGUCCCAUUUCCGAUAAAUACAAUACAUUGACUGUUGGUCCUUCGGGUCCCAUUCUUAUGGAGGAUGGCCAAUUUAUUGAAGAGUUGACCCAUUUUACCCGUGAACGGAUACCUGAAAGGGUUGUUCAUGCACGUGGUUAUGGGGCUUUUGGUGUCUUCAGGCCCACAAAUACACAGGUUAUUUCACGGUACACUAAAGCUCCACUUUUUACAACACCAAAUGUUGACACCAAAGUGGCCAUUCGAUUUUCAACUACAAUGGGUUCAAGAGGUUCACCUGAUGCCACUCGUGAUCCUAGAGGUUUCGCGAUUCGCUUCUAUUCGGAUCAAGGAAACUUUGAUCUUCUCACUUUAUCCAUACCAAUCUUUUUCGUUCGAGAUCCAUUUCGCUUCAUUUACUUUGUCCACUCGCAGAAGUCUGAUCCUGUUGGUAACUGGCCUAAUCUUGAUAACAUUUUUAGCUUCCUUGCAGCCAACCCUGAAUCUCUUCAUGCUUUCAUGCGUGUUUAUUCUGAUGCUGGGACACCUGAUGGAUUCCGUUAUUUACCUGGUUUCAGUGUAAACACGUUCCGUUUAACCAAUGCUACUGGUGGAAUGGUUUUUGCUCGAUUCAACUUGGUUCCUGAUCUUGGAAUACGUAAUUUAACUCGACAUCAAUCCAUGCAAAUUUGUAGUUUAGAUCCAGCAUAUUCAUCCAAAGAUUUGUAUAAUGCAAUUAAGUCAGGCAAGUUUCCUUCUUGGUCUCUACGAGUUCAGAUAAUGGAUUUUGAAGAAGCCUCUAAAGCUGACUUUAAUAUACUUGACUCAACAAAGACUUGGUGGGAACAUCUUUAUCCAUCAACUGAAAUUGGUAAAAUAACAUUAAAUCGUAAUCCAGAAAAUGAGUUUGCCGAAAUUGAACAAUUAGCUUUCAAACCUUCUAGUUUAAUUCCUGGAAUAUAUCCGGCUCCAGAUAAACUAAUCCAAGGACGUAUUCUGGCUUACAUAGAUACACAAAACUACAGAUUAGGAGCCAAUAAUUAUAAACUACCAGUUAAUCAACCAAUUCGUCCAAUAAUUAACCCAACAGCUCGUGAUGGUGCUUCGGUUUGUGAUUCCAACUUUGGAUCAAGACCAAAUUUCCUACCCAAUACAUACAGUCCACAAUAUCGGGUUGAUUCUUCCUAUUACACUGAACCAUGGACACCAGCUGAACCCGCAAUCGUAAACAGAUACAACAGCUUGGAUAAUGACAACUAUCGCCAGCCAAGCCAAUUCUGGAGCAUGUUAACCCCGCAAGACCAGGACAGUUUGGUUUACAAUAUGGGAAUGGAUUUGAUUAAAGUUUCACCCGAUAUACAAUCAAAAGUGAUUGCUGUUUGUUCAAAUGCAAAUGCUGAAUUUGCUCAACGGCUGGCACAAUUUGUGGCUCAAUCAGAUGACCAAUGAAGAUGGACAUCUUUAAGGCAGCUACCAAAUUUGAAUGGUUAAACAAGAUUGUCAACAAUGAAAGUUAUUUUUAUUAACAUCCUUUGUUGGUUGAAACAGUUUCCAGAACAAUUUCAAUCAUUGAAAUGGUAUUACGGUAAAAAACAAAAUUGAAUAAUGAGGCAGCUUAAAUUAACUCUAAGUUUAA
Molecule: messenger RNA, 1983 nt
Organism: Tetranychus urticae (two-spotted spider mite)
Lineage: Eukaryota; Metazoa; Arthropoda; Arachnida; Trombidiformes; Tetranychidae
Product: catalase
Biological process (GO): response to hydrogen peroxide; hydrogen peroxide catabolic process
Cellular component (GO): mitochondrion; cytoplasm; peroxisome
Molecular function (GO): heme binding; catalase activity
Source: RefSeq, a predicted model, not a curated record